GUGGGGGUCAGUUUGUUUAACCACCACAUCUAGGGAAAAAGGGAUAAACUUCAUCACAGCGAGAGAGAGAGAUUCUGCCCAUUCUCCCAGUCAUGAGAAUCUACACCACUCUCAUAUUCUGCUCCUUGGUCAUUGCUGGUGAGCAGCAGACCCCGGUGGUGUCCGUGGAGCCGCACAGUGCCGUGGUCAAGCAGGGCGACUCCGUCAGCUUCAGCUGCAGUGCUCAGAGCAGCACCCAGCCCGUGCGUCUGGAGUGGAAGAAAACCAACAACCAAGCGCUGUUAGAUAAUGUGAAAAUCGGCCAAGACGGCUCCGUCCUCACCAUCAGCAACUCCCGCCCCGGUAACCAUGGCACCUACCGCUGCGUGGGCACCAGCACGAAAGGGAAAUCUCAGAGCUCCGCCUCGCUGACCGUUCACUAUUCCCCAAAGGUACAGGUCACCCCCAAGAGCCCAGUUCGGGUGCGGACCGGCGAAGCCAUCAACCUGGAGUGCCAGGGCACAGGCAGGCCACGCCCAACCGUUACCUGGCACAGGGAGGGGGGUGAUAAAACGGGGACGAGCAGCUCCACCGAAGCCAAGGCAACGGUGCAGGUGCCGGCUGCUGGUCCGGAGCACGCGGGGGUGUACGUCUGCAAGGCGGAGAACAGCGAGGGCACAGUGGAGGCAAAGCUGGAGGUGAAGGUGGAAGGUGGAACCCGCACUCCCACCCCACCCCAAGCCUCCAUCCUCCAGUCUGACAUGGUGAAGGUGGAGGGGGACUUGGCUACGCUGCAGUGCCAAGCCACGGGGUACCCCACCCCAACUGUCAGCUGGUCUAAGCUGAGGGCUCCAUUGCCCUGGCAACACAGAGUGACGGACGGCACGCUGUUCCUGGAGAACAUGGGCAGGCAGGACUCAGGCCAGUACAUCUGCAACGCCACAAACAGCGCUGGCUUCCAUGAGGCCACGGUCCAGAUAGAGGUGGAGACCCCUCCCUAUGCGACCUGUAUCCCGGAGCAGGUGCGCGUGCAGGUGGGCGAGGCGAUUCGGCUGCAGUGCCUGGCCCACGGCACGCCCCCCGUGCGCUUCCAGUGGACCCGGGUGGGGGGCAGCUUGCCCCCCCGCGCCCAGAACACCGAGGGGCUCCUGCUGAUCAACCAGGCCAGACUGGCCCACGCCGGGACCUACAAGUGUGUCGCCUCCAACAAGUGGGGAUCCAGCCAGGCCCUGGCCAAGGUCACCGUCCAAUCUGCCUGAAUUACACUGAGCAUGCCCAGUGAGAAGAGCACAGCAGCCUACCUGCCAGCCAUUUCACUGCAGCUGCCAGAGCCAGCCAAUCACAGUUCACUAUGCUAGCAACUGCUUGUCUCUUCGCAGUAACUGUCCAAGUCAGCCAAUUACAGUUCACUGUAGUGUAAACUCUGCUUUUUCAUAACCACGGGCUUUUCCAACCAAUCACCGUUACUAUAUUGCACGCUCUGGCUAGCUUUUAGAUAACCACUGUCUUUGCCAGCCAACCACAGAUCACUAUACUGGACUACAUUUUUAAAUCACUGUCCUUGCCAACCAAUCACAUAGUCAUACUGUAUGCAGGUGCUUAUCCUGUGGGAAAACGCAGGAAUUAUUCAUAGAAGAGGGUUAAGAAUGAUACAUUUUUGUCUUUUUUUUAAACUGCAUCGGGAAUUUUGCCAAUAUAGCAUAUGUGACUAUAGCACUAUGCUCAUUACAGAGAUACACCGUUUUGUGUCAUGUGGAUACUGACAGAGUCUUUGGCUUUGGCUUUGGCAGUUACUGGAUAUGGUGUGUGUGUGUGUGUGUGUGUGUGUGUGUGUGUGUGUAUGUGUGCACGCGAGUGUUUUGCAUUGUUUGAGCUCCUUGUAUCUUUCCUCUGAAAUCUGUUACAGAGACAAUAAAACAUACACCCUUUCCUUCCA
This is a messenger RNA of Conger conger (European conger), 1915 nucleotides long. Its product is annotated as basement membrane-specific heparan sulfate proteoglycan core protein-like. The transcript is spliced from 8 exons. Gene Ontology annotation, biological process: cell-cell adhesion. Gene Ontology annotation, molecular function: cell adhesion molecule binding. Gene Ontology annotation, cellular component: cell-cell junction. NCBI's taxonomy places the organism in Eukaryota, Metazoa, Chordata, Actinopteri, Anguilliformes, Congridae. The record is from RefSeq and is a predicted model, not a curated record. Bases 93 to 1238 code for a protein of 381 amino acids.